AAAUCUAAACUCACUAAAUAUAUAUAUCGCAUAAAACCCUAGCUCAUUUCUUUAUCCUCCUCACUCCUUUAGGGUUUUCGAACAGGAGAGGCAGCGCAGCUAUCCAAGCAGAAACAAUGGCUAUUCCUUUGCUGACGAAGAAGAUCGUGAAGAAGCGGGUCAAGAAGUUCAAGAGGCCCCAAAGUGACCGCAAGAUUUCUGUCAAGACAAACUGGAGGAGGCCCAAGGGUAUUGAUUCAAGGGUCAGGAGAAAGUUCAAAGGAUGCACUUUGAUGCCAAACAUUGGUUAUGGCUCCGACAAGAAAACUCGACACUAUCUCCCCAAUGGGUUUAAAAAGUUUGUUGUGCACAACGUGGGGGAGCUUGAAGUCCUGAUGAUGCAUAACAGAACUUACUGUGCUGAGAUCGCCCACAACGUAUCAACCCGGAAGAGGAAGGAGAUUGUUGAGCGGGCAGCACAGUUGGAUGUUGUUGUCACCAACAAACUUGCUAGGUUGCGCAGCCAGGAGGACGAGUAAAAUUUGGUUCUAUGUUAUGUCUUGUUUUGCUUUUGCUAAGAUACUCCCCUUGCACUAGGCAGUUUCAGCACCUCGAGUUGACUGUUUUUAUGAUUAUAUUGUCUUUUGAUCGGAGGCCUUUAAUUUUGAAUCAAAACAGUUCAGUUUUCUAUAAA
Populus nigra (black poplar) is the source of this 673-nucleotide messenger RNA. Its product is annotated as large ribosomal subunit protein eL32z-like. The transcript is spliced from 4 exons. Bases 117 to 518 code for a protein of 133 amino acids. The record is from RefSeq and is a predicted model, not a curated record. Gene Ontology annotation, cellular component: cytosolic large ribosomal subunit; ribosome. Gene Ontology annotation, molecular function: structural constituent of ribosome. Gene Ontology annotation, biological process: translation. NCBI's taxonomy places the organism in Eukaryota, Viridiplantae, Streptophyta, Magnoliopsida, Malpighiales, Salicaceae.